Molecule: messenger RNA, 10790 nt
Organism: Homo sapiens (human)
Lineage: Eukaryota; Metazoa; Chordata; Mammalia; Primates; Hominidae
Gene: SCUBE3
Product: signal peptide, CUB domain and EGF like domain containing 3
Exons: 22
Coding region: 3459-6416 (985 amino acids)
Biological process (GO): positive regulation of osteoblast differentiation; positive regulation of signal transduction
Cellular component (GO): cell surface; extracellular region
Molecular function (GO): calcium ion binding
Source: RefSeq, a predicted model, not a curated record
AAAAGCCGGACAAGCUGGGGGCGGCAGAGAGGAGUGAGAAACUCUUGGGGGCGGUGGGCAGAAGAGACCACGCGCCUCAGAAUUCCGCUCGACUUCAUCCACUCCCAGCAUCUUCGAAAGACUUCUUGUCUUCCAAAAUCUGAGAGAGAAUUUUCUCUUCUCUCAAACAUUGCCAGAAACUUACGCUGUGGCCUGGAGAGACUGAGGGAAUAAUGAAAACUUUUCAGCCGUGCCGUAUAUUUCUUUCCCUUACCCCCAACCCGCAUGCAAAGUUAGACAUUUCUAAGUUGAUGCCUUAUCAGUGGAAAAAUGUUGAAGAAAAAUAGGAUCUUUUAUGGAAAAAUCAACUCAUCUCUCACCGGAUGGUAGGGGGCUGAAGAAGAGAAGAAAAUUUCUGUGACUGGCUCCCGACAGGAAUGUUGCGUUUCUGCCUCUUUGGGGUGAAAUCUCUUUCGUCUUGCAUGGCUUUCAUUUCUUAUCAUAAUAUUUAUUUAUUAAGGCCUCGGGUUUCCAAUUCCAUUUAAAUCCAGGUCAGAAUUGCAUUAAAAUAACAAAGUAGAAUUCCAGGCCGGGGAGCUCUGACAGAUCCCUCUAGGAAUUAAAGAGAGACAGGGAGGCCUCCCGCCCCCGUCCCUGACCCCCAGCUCAUCGCCUGGCAGGUCCCAAGGCUGUGCAGGCAGAGACUAGGCUGAUGUACUACAGUUCUCUCGGGACAGUUUCUCCUCCCCCUUGACCUCUUGCUGUACCCCUCCCCCAUCGUGUCCUCACCGACAAGAGAUUUAUAUGGACAAAAAGAAAAUUCCUCCUGGCAAGGUUUUGCCCAGGAGAGUAUGAUUCUGCCUAUUGUCCCAGGGGCUCCUGAAGCCAGCUGGGUGAGGAGAUGGCUGGGCCAGAAGGAAAGUUGAACUUGGGAGUUGGGGAAGCCUGAGUGUCCGACACAGGUCGCUGUGUCCCAGAGCCUGAGCGUUUGGCUCUUAAGCUGCUCUGUUGUAUUGGAUGGGCUCCUGCUCUGUGAAGAGGAAGGUGCUGUAUCAAUGCCGCCCUCCUCUCCCCAAACACUGCCUCUUCAGCUAACCUCUUCCCCCUCCAACCUGUCCUUUCACAGAACUGAAACACUAGAGAUCCUCAGCUGUCAAAUACUGGACCCUGCCCCCACACCUUCCAGCCCCACACUGCCUCUUUUCCAGUCCUGGUUCCAGACAGCGCAUCGCCACUGCCACCCCCAACCUGGGAGCAGCCCCUCUCCUCACUGUGGAUUUGUGUUUUCAUAAACAAAGCUGGCUUUUGUAGUGUGUGCUGACUUACUCAUAACAUGGAAUUAGGUGGGGAGUUUAGUCUGAAGGAAGGAACAGAUAUCAUGAAGUAACCUAGAGACAAGAUAAGGGCCUCUUUCAAGUUGGAGCCAGUGUCUGUAGUGGCCUAGUGAGGCUGUGGACCAAAGGAGAAGCAGUGUAUUCGAGGGGGGCCCAGGGGCAGAUGGAGACCCCUCCAAGGGACAGGUGCCAUCAAGCCAAGGCACUCAAGUAUGGGAGAUCAGCUCAUGAUUCAGGAACGGGAGUCAGAAUCCCUGCAUGGUACUCCAGGGCUUCCACUUUCAUUGGACUCCCUGCUGGGUACUGAGGAACAUGCUGCCAGAGUGAAGGCCCCUGCCCUCAAGGAACUUAGAGUAGUUUUUGUCCCCAGCUUAUCUCAUUCACAGGCCACCCUUCCUGUGACUGGACCGCAGUUAGCUUGGUAUCCUCCUUCUUUUCUUCUGAUCCCUAAGCUUGGCCUAGAAUGGAAGCCUUUCAUUGACCCUUCUCUUCAGGAAAUCUACAAACCCCAUCUGCCAGAGGUUGCCUAAUAGCAGGUUUGCUGGGUUACAGGGAUGUCUCUGGACACAAACUUGCAGGCAGAUGCUGCAGGAAGAACUAGUACUGACCAGGCGGGGCAACCUUACAGCCUUACCCAUAGACACAGUCUGUGAGCAUCAGGGAGGCCUUACCUUCAAACAUAUCUCCUGGUUAUCAGCAGUGCCAGAAAGUGUGCCUUUAAUGCCACAUGCUUUAUAUAAAGCACUAGCAGGUCUUUAAAAUCAAAUACCCUUGGCAAGUAUCUUGCACGGAGUUACUAUACCUCUGGGGGUAUCUGGGUUUCUGUCCCUUUUCAUCAGUGAUUCCCACAAUGGGAAAACCAAAGUCAUGUGGAAGGGGGGAAAGGGGGAGACAAGGAAGGGAGCCCUAAGUGUAAAGGUGAGUGUGCGACUGUGCACACAUGAGAGGUUCACCACAGUUACCCACAGGCAACAUAGCUGGAUGUCUGUGUUUCUUGUGACGUAGUUGCUAAGGGUAAACUGCUGUUUUAGUGUCUGUGAGAACUGUAUGGAAGAGUAGGUGGGUAAGCCUGUGUGACUGGGAAGGGAGGGAGCAUGAGGGGACAUGGUUUUGAGUGUUUUUCAAGUGCUUGUCUGUAUAUUUUAAAGUAGACAGACUGGAUAACCAAGAUAAUUGUUAACUUAAAAGCAUUAAUUUGCUUUGCUUUUGGUAAGGGGGUGGGUGUUUGGCGGGGGGGGGGGGGGCGGGGGGGAGGCGCGGCGGGGGGGGGGGUGUGUGCAGCAGUGGUUAAAAAGACCUAAUCCUCGCAUAGGGCUCAGGUUACAGCUGAAUGAAAAGGUCUCUCGGCCUCCAGGGAAACUUGUCCCCAGGGCUGGCUCCAGGAGAGCCAGCCUGGCCGUUUAGUUUACCUGGUAGUUUUCUCUCCUUGUUAGGGAUAGAGUUUUGAUAAAGUCAUGCAUUUAGAAUUUCCAAGUAACCCCAUCCCUGGGACUGAGAGCGUUCAUGUGGUGGCAAACAGUGUCUCUCUGUCUCGGUGUGUCUCUCCGGGUCUCUGUCUGGGUGUAUGUGUCUCUUUCUUUCUCCCACCCUUCUCUUCCUCUUUAAUGUGGCUGUUUCCUUUCCUCCCCGCUUCCCUGGGCUCCUGUGGCCAGCUCUUACAGUGAGGGGACUGUUCCUACUAGCCCCUCCCUCCAAAAUAUGAAAUGAAAACCAUAACCAUGUCAGCGGGUAAGGGUGGCCCCGUGGGCAGCCGGCUAUUGCCUGUGCCCUGUCCAGGCCACACUGGAGAGAGGGAGAGUCCCCACUCAGAGCCUGAUCUUUAGUCAGUUCCCUCUAAGCCCACCCCCAUUUUUCCAGAAGGUGGAGAAGAGGGUGGACUGCUUAGAAAUUCCUCAGGAAUCCCUUUGACCUCUCUUCUCUCAUGACAUGUCUCAGAGGUGGGGAAAGCCUCGGGGUGGGAGAGUACAGAGACUUUUCCCUGUUUUCAACCCCUUCCUUCUCAUCUCUUUGAGUCUCUGCAGGGUGGAAUAAGAGAAAGGGGACUAGAAGACACUAAGGCCAGAAUUACUGCAGGCAGAGAAAGAAGACAGUCAUCAGCAGCCCUCAAAUGAGAUUGUUUUUUGAAACCUUCAGGAAUCUGAGAGCAUGAGAACCGGUUUGAGAUGUGAGCAGCUGGGACCUGUUGUAAGAGGAGCCGGCCCUGGGUAUGUGGAUGAGUGUGUGGAGGGGACUGACAACUGCCACAUCGAUGCUAUCUGCCAGAACACCCCGAGGUCAUACAAGUGCAUCUGCAAGUCUGGCUACACAGGGGACGGCAAACACUGCAAAGACGUGGAUGAGUGCGAGCGAGAGGAUAAUGCAGGUUGUGUGCAUGACUGUGUCAACAUCCCUGGCAAUUACCGGUGUACCUGCUAUGAUGGAUUCCACCUGGCACAUGACGGACACAACUGUCUGGAUGUGGACGAGUGUGCCGAGGGCAACGGCGGCUGUCAGCAGAGCUGUGUCAACAUGAUGGGCAGCUAUGAGUGCCACUGCCGGGAAGGCUUCUUCCUCAGCGACAACCAGCAUACCUGUAUCCAGCGGCCAGAAGAAGGAAUGAAUUGCAUGAACAAGAACCACGGCUGUGCCCACAUUUGCCGGGAGACACCCAAGGGGGGUAUUGCCUGUGAAUGCCGUCCUGGCUUUGAGCUUACCAAGAACCAACGGGACUGUAAAUUGACAUGCAACUAUGGUAACGGCGGCUGCCAGCACACGUGUGAUGACACAGAGCAGGGUCCCCGGUGCGGCUGCCAUAUCAAGUUUGUGCUCCAUACCGACGGGAAGACAUGCAUCGAGACCUGUGCUGUCAACAACGGGGGCUGUGACAGUAAGUGCCAUGAUGCAGCGACUGGUGUCCACUGCACCUGCCCUGUGGGCUUCAUGCUGCAGCCAGACAGGAAGACGUGCAAAGAUAUAGAUGAGUGCCGCUUAAACAACGGGGGCUGUGACCAUAUUUGCCGCAACACAGUGGGCAGCUUCGAAUGCAGUUGCAAGAAAGGCUAUAAGCUUCUCAUCAAUGAGAGGAACUGCCAGGAUAUAGACGAGUGUUCCUUUGAUCGAACCUGUGACCACAUAUGUGUCAACACACCAGGAAGCUUCCAGUGUCUCUGCCAUCGUGGCUACCUGUUGUAUGGUAUCACCCACUGUGGGGAUGUGGAUGAAUGCAGCAUCAACCGGGGAGGUUGCCGCUUUGGCUGCAUCAACACUCCUGGCAGCUACCAGUGUACCUGCCCAGCAGGCCAGGGUCGGCUGCACUGGAAUGGCAAAGAUUGCACAGAGCCACUGAAGUGUCAGGGCAGUCCUGGGGCCUCGAAAGCCAUGCUCAGCUGCAACCGGUCUGGCAAGAAGGACACCUGUGCCCUGACCUGUCCCUCCAGGGCCCGAUUUUUGCCAGAGUCUGAGAAUGGCUUCACGGUGAGCUGUGGGACCCCCAGCCCCAGGGCUGCUCCAGCCCGAGCUGGCCACAAUGGGAACAGCACCAACUCCAACCACUGCCAUGAGGCUGCAGUGCUGUCCAUUAAACAACGGGCCUCCUUCAAGAUCAAGGAUGCCAAAUGCCGUUUGCACCUGCGAAACAAAGGCAAAACAGAGGAGGCUGGCAGAAUCACAGGGCCAGGUGGUGCCCCCUGCUCUGAAUGCCAGGUCACCUUCAUCCACCUUAAGUGUGACUCCUCUCGGAAGGGCAAGGGCCGACGGGCCCGGACCCCUCCAGGCAAAGAGGUCACAAGGCUCACCCUGGAACUGGAGGCAGAGGUCAGAGCCGAAGAAACCACAGCCAGCUGUGGGCUGCCCUGCCUCCGACAGCGAAUGGAACGGCGGCUGAAAGGAUCCCUGAAGAUGCUCAGAAAGUCCAUCAACCAGGACCGCUUCCUGCUGCGCCUGGCAGGCCUUGAUUAUGAGCUGGCCCACAAGCCGGGCCUGGUAGCCGGGGAGCGAGCAGAGCCGAUGGAGUCCUGUAGGCCCGGGCAGCACCGUGCUGGGACCAAGUGUGUCAGCUGCCCGCAGGGAACGUAUUACCACGGCCAGACGGAGCAGUGUGUGCCAUGCCCAGCGGGCACCUUCCAGGAGAGAGAAGGGCAGCUCUCCUGCGACCUUUGCCCUGGGAGUGAUGCCCACGGGCCUCUUGGAGCCACCAACGUCACCACGUGUGCAGGUCAGUGCCCACCUGGCCAACACUCUGUAGAUGGGUUCAAGCCCUGUCAGCCAUGCCCACGUGGCACCUACCAACCUGAAGCAGGACGGACCCUAUGCUUCCCUUGUGGUGGGGGCCUCACCACCAAGCAUGAAGGGGCCAUUUCCUUCCAAGACUGUGACACCAAAGUCCAGUGCUCCCCAGGGCACUACUACAACACCAGCAUCCACCGCUGUAUUCGCUGUGCCAUGGGCUCCUAUCAGCCCGACUUCCGUCAGAACUUCUGCAGCCGCUGUCCAGGAAACACAAGCACAGACUUUGAUGGCUCUACCAGUGUGGCCCAAUGCAAGAAUCGUCAGUGUGGUGGGGAGCUGGGUGAGUUCACUGGCUAUAUUGAGUCCCCCAACUACCCGGGCAACUACCCAGCUGGUGUGGAGUGCAUCUGGAACAUCAACCCCCCACCCAAGCGCAAGAUCCUUAUCGUGGUACCAGAGAUCUUCCUGCCAUCUGAGGAUGAGUGUGGGGACGUCCUCGUCAUGAGAAAGAACUCAUCCCCAUCCUCCAUUACCACUUAUGAGACCUGCCAGACCUACGAGCGUCCCAUUGCCUUCACUGCCCGUUCCAGGAAGCUCUGGAUCAACUUCAAGACAAGCGAGGCCAACAGCGCCCGUGGCUUCCAGAUUCCCUAUGUUACCUAUGAUGAGGACUAUGAGCAGCUGGUAGAAGACAUUGUGCGAGAUGGCCGGCUCUAUGCCUCUGAAAACCACCAGGAGAUUUUAAAGGACAAGAAGCUCAUCAAGGCCUUCUUUGAGGUGCUAGCCCACCCCCAGAACUACUUCAAGUACACAGAGAAACACAAGGAGAUGCUGCCAAAAUCCUUCAUCAAGCUGCUCCGCUCCAAAGUUUCCAGCUUCCUGAGGCCCUACAAAUAGUAACCCUAGGCUCAGAGACCCAAUUUUUUAAGCCCCCAGACUCCUUAGCCCUCAGAGCCGGCAGCCCCCUACCCUCAGACAAGGAACUCUCUCCUCUCUUUUUGGAGGGAAAAAAAAAAUAUCACUACACAAACCAGGCACUCUCCCUUUCUGUCUUUCUAGUUUCCUUUCCUUGUCUCUCUCUGCCUGCCUCUCUACUGUUCCCCCUUUUCUAACACACUACCUAGAAAAGCCAUUCAGUACUGGCUCUAGUCCCCGUGAGAUGUAAAGAAACAGUACAGCCCCUUCCACUGCCCAUUUUACCAGCUCACAUUCCCGACCCCAUCAGCUUGGAAGGGUGCUAGAGGCCCAUCAAGGAAGUGGGUCUGGUGGGAAACGGGGAGGGGAAAGAAGGGCUUCUGCCAUUAUAGGGUUGUGCCUUGCUAGUCAGGGGCCAAAAUGUCCCCUGGCUCUGCUCCCUAGGGUGAUUCUAACAGCCCAGGGUCCUGCCAAAGAAGCCUUUGAUUUACAGGCUUAAUGCCAGCACCAGUCCUCUGGGGCACAUGGUUUGAGCUCUGGACUUCCCACAUGGCCAGCUUUCUUGUCUAUACAGAUCCUCUCUUUCUUUCCCUACGUCUGCCUGGGGUCUACUCCAUAAGGGUUUACAAAUGGCCCACAACACUGAGUUAGUGGACACCGGCUAAAUGAGGAAGAGCAGCAGGCAUUGUCAUGGUGAAUGCCCCGCUGUAGCUCCCUGAGAGAAAGACUGUAACUCUGCAGGACAGAAACAAGGUUUUAAAGCAUUGCCAAAAAAAAGAAAACAGAAAGAAAAAAUGUAUCAUCUAAAGGACUAGACACAGAACAAUUGGAAGUCAACUUCAAACACUAAUCCCUUUUCUUGUCUUCCCUGGCCCAGCCACCUCCUCAGCCCCAUGUGAUGCUCCCUGGGGGAGCCCUACUCCCCUUGCUACAUGUUGUCCUUAAACAUGGUUAUUGACCUGAAGCCAGCCUAGGCCUUGCCCUACAGUUGUUUUUCCCUUGUAGCCCCAGCUGGCUUGUGGGCUUCACCAAAGAGGACCCCACUCUGAAGCCAGCCUGGAGCCACCUACCUCUGGCCUCAGGCUGUGGGCAGCAAAAGGAAUGUGUGUGCACUUGGCGAGCCUCCUGCCCACCCUGUCCACACCUAAUAAGUGCAAUCAUUUUGAGUCUUUCUAUGUUGUCUAGACGGAGGGGUUUUUGUUUUCUGGGUUUGUUUUUUGUUUUUGUUUCUUCUUCCUCUAUUAGCAAAACCCUAUUUAUAGCUGCCCAAGAGAAAAGAGUGUAUGUUUGGAGUGGAAGAAAAUCGGUUUUGAAUCUCAUGAACCUUGAGUGCUGGAGCAUCUGAUCUGUCUCUAUGCCACCACUGGCCACCUAGAGCCCUUGGCUGUGGUAAUCCAGGGUAAUUGCGCAGAGGCAUCUGAUGUGUAGGAAAGUAAUUCUGGGGAUUUGAUGGAGCAGAAAGGAGAGAGACCUAUGUUUGCUAAACCAAUCUUGCUAUCCCUAUGCCUCUCCAUGGAGUCAGUGUGGACCUCAUGAUUAUAGAGGCCAAUGGAACUGGUCAGUGAUUCUCUACCCCAAGUAGGGAAAACCUCCAUCUUUUCCCUGUCUUCAUCCUGUUAUCCCCUGGUGUACACAUGGAAGAGGACCAGGACAUACCACCUGGGGAUGGGCUGACUCAGGGUCCCGAGGCCAGAGACAAAGCUGUGGGAGCCAAGAAUAAGACAGAAGGCAUCAGAUAUUUGCCUGGCUCUGGUCACUUCCCUUUGAAGUUGACUUCAAGCUUAGCUUCCUCAACUACUGUUUUUCAGAAGGAAGAAAGAAUCAAAUGGAAGAAGAAUCAAGUCCAUGCCCAAGCCCAAAGCCUGCACACAUUCUGCCCUUAAUCCAAGUGUUGCCUAUAAAAUUAUUUUCUGUUUUCUCACUCUAGUUCCCCCAAAGCUGUAGUCCCAAUCAAUCAAAGGCUACCAACUGAGUCCUCAGGUUCAUUUCUUUUUUUUUUUUUUUUCUUUUUAACUCUCCUGGUAACUCACAGAACAGCUCAGGUUCAUUUCUAGGUGACUGUCCUAGGCUACUGCUCCCCCAGGAGACUCAACACUAAAUAAAGGAGUCUGACUCCCUGCCCUCCCAUCAGUAGCAUUCAUCAGCCAAAACGGCCAUAGCAGUAGGUAGCCAAUGACACAGCUAGAUUCCCUGACAACCAUUAGCCAACAUCAUGGUCCUUGUGGGUAGAGUGUCUGGCUACCUUUGUCUUUCUGGGUCAAGGAGGGCCACUGUAAAGAUGCAAAAUGGCUGCUUCCAAACAAGGGAAAUGGUCAUUUAGUAUGAGUGUCUCUGUACUUCCCAGGAAGCACCAUGAAAACUGCUUUAAUCAACUCUGACUAUCCUAAUUCUCCACCAGAAGCUAGGAUAACUUUCUUUCUUUCUUUCUUUUUUUUUUUUUUUUUUUUUGAGAUGGAGUCUCGCUCUGUCACCCAGGCUGGAGUGUAAUGGUGCUAUCUCGGCCUACUGCAACCUCCGCCUCCCAGGCUCAAGCAAUUCUGCCUCGGCCUCCCAAGUAGCUGGGAUUACAGGCAUGCGCCACCGCGCCCAGCUAAUUUUUGUAUUUUUAGUAGAGAUGGGGUUUCACCAUGUUGCCCGGGCUGGUCUUGAACUCUUGACCUCAGGUGAUCCACCCGCCUCAGUCUCCCAAAGUGCUGGGAUUACAGGCAUGAGCCACCGCGCCCAGCCUAGGAUAACUUUCUGAUUCCUCUCUGCCAGCCGUUUUGCGUCUCUUGGAAAGCCAAACGGUGACCAUGCUUCUUAAUUUAUGCCUUCAGGGUCUGGCUUCUCCUUUCUCCCUUCCUUUCCUGUCACACCAUGCAUACAUACAUACAAAUACACAUCCUUCAACCAUUUAUUCCAUGGCUUAUGAGACCUGCAAAUGAGUUCCACAGUACGGAAGGCAUAGACCACUAGGCUUCUUAAUUGAUGUCAAGGCAGAUCUUGGUGAGCAGGUAAAAACCUGCUAUUGUCCACCAAGUUUAAUUUAGGUCCUCCAAGUUGGAGGGUUAAGAACCCAGGCAAAGCUGCUGCUGAAUCUAUGGAGGAGGCUGGCCCUGGGACAUCAAACUAGGGGUUAACUGGAUUGAAUGAGGAGUCAACGCUCAGGGACAUUCUAGGUCUUUACAGGUCAGACAGAAGAGAGGUUUUUACCAUUGGAGGGAAAUGGAAAGAUGGUAUAAAUAGGAUCCCUUCAUGAAGCAACCCAGAGGCCUCUCUGCAGCGUGUAGGGUGUGGGGCGACAGUAUUGUGGGGCUUCCAUUCAUCUUAGUACAAAACCUCACCUGCUCUGAGCCUGGAAAUGGGAGGGCUUCACGCACCAAGUAAUGCACACCAGAAAGGCACUUAUAUCCUCAGCAACAUGGCAGUUCCUCUUUACUUCUCUGCCUCCCUCUUUCUAUAUUAUCAGGCCAUGCCUAUUCCUACAACCUGAGACAACUCUUGGAGUCAGAAGAAAACUGACCAGAUCCUGGAUCUGAGCUGCCUGCUCCAGGCCUAGAAAUCCCCAAAGGCUGGCACUGAGCUGUGACUGCUUUAACAGCCCCCAAGAUUUGGUCAGUUUGAGGUGGUGGAGACUCAGAUUUGUUGCUGAAAGUUCAGUAACACAGUCCUGGUCUUUGGCCCUAGAGAAACUUUUUAUAUGAGAAGUGUUCUCUAUAUACAUGUUUGAGGUGACUCUGGAAUGGAUUAUGAGGUCAUAUCUCAAAAUGUCAGAAAACGUUAUAGAGCACUCGAACUUUUGUAUUUGCUGCUUAACCUCAAUAUUACAGCCACAAACAAGGGGUACCAAGACAAAGUAUAACUGAGCAUAAGCAGAAAAUGUUAACCCUCCAGGUUUCUUUCUUAAGCACAAUAAAAGUGGGAGCGAACAACACAAGGAUAUUUUUACAUUUGACCCGUCUCAAAAGUAGCACACCCUAUCCUUGUGCCAUUAUUUGUACAAGGAAAUAUAUGAUUAGAAGGAAUAGAACCCCCAGUUGUCAUCAGCUUUUUUAGACACCACAGGUUGUAGCAGUUUGAACAAACUGAAAACUUUAUACUUCUGUGUGAGCUGAACUCAAGUUUCAGAAUAAUCAUCGCCAUGUGGGAGGCUUUUUGUUAAAUGCAGAAGAAAUUUCAAAAUAUUGUAUUUAUAUCUGCCUUCCACUGCUGCCAAUUUAGUAAGCAUCUCCUAUACAAUCGACAAUAAACAGCAAAUGAUGCAGUUCAUAGAGUAUUUUGCACUUGGGGAAAAAUAUGUAUCUGAAUUGUAAAAAGAAAUGUUUGGAUUUUGUAUGUCUUUUUUAUUAUUAUUAAAAUACUAAAUGAAACUCCUCA